Molecule: messenger RNA, 2185 nt
Organism: Phyllostomus hastatus (greater spear-nosed bat)
Lineage: Eukaryota; Metazoa; Chordata; Mammalia; Chiroptera; Phyllostomidae
Gene: CASP9
Product: caspase 9
Exons: 9
Coding region: 105-1463 (452 amino acids)
Biological process (GO): intrinsic apoptotic signaling pathway in response to DNA damage; regulation of apoptotic process; proteolysis
Cellular component (GO): cytoplasm
Source: RefSeq, a predicted model, not a curated record
ACGCUGUGGCCCGCCCGAGGGCGGUUCCUGGGGAGCUGGCUGGGCGCUUCGGCCGAGGCCCGGAAGUGGACGAGGGCGGCCCGGGUUCCCGCUGCCUACCUGCCAUGGACGAGGCUGACCGACAGCUCCUGCGGCGAUGCCGGGUGCAGCUCGUCCGCGAGCUGCAGGUGGCUGAUCUCUGGGACGUCCUGCUGAACCGCCAGCUCUUCAAGCCAGACAUGAUCGAAGACAUCCAGCGGGCGGGCUCUGGGUCCCGGCGCGACCAGGCCAGGCAGCUGAUCACGGAUCUGGAGACUCGAGGGAGUCAGGCCCUGCCUUUGUUCAUCUCCUGCUUAGAGGACACAGGCCAGCACGGCCUGGCUUCAAUGCUGAGAACCAGUCGACAAGCAGCAAAGCGGGAUCCUGAGGCCAUCAGACCCCGGGACCUGCAGCCUGUGGUAGUCGGCCCGGAGGGCCUCGGACUGGAGGAGCCGAGAGGGGUGAGGCAGGACCCACCGAAGCUGACCCCAGGUAAACUCACCCCAGUAGUGCUGGGGCCUGAAGAGCUCUGUCCCACCGAGCUCAGACCAGAGGUUCUCAGACCAGACAUGCUCAGGCCAGCGGAUGUUCCUUCUGGAGGAUUCGGUGGUGUCUGUGCGCAGCAGAGACCGAGGGGAAACGCUGAUUUGGCCUACAUCCUGGAUGCAGACCCCUGUGGCCGCUGCCUCAUCCUCAACAACGUGAACUUCUCCCCGACGUCGGGGCUCAGCACCCGCUCCGGCUCCAACGUCGAUUGCGAGAAGUUGCGGAGACGCUUCCACUCGCUGCACUUCGAGGUGGAGGUGGAGCACGACCUGACCGCCAAGCAAAUGGGCCAGGCCCUGCUGGCGCUGGCGCGGCGGGACCACGGCGCCCUGGACUGCUGCGUGGUGGUCAUCCUCUCUCACGGCUGCCAGGCCAGCCACCUCCAGUUCCCCGGGGCCGUCUAUGGCGUAGAUGGAGGUCCUGUGUCUAUUGAGAAAAUUGUGAACAUCUUCAAUGGAACUGGCUGCCCCAGCCUGAGAGGGAAGCCCAAGCUGUUUUUCAUCCAGGCCUGUGGCGGAGACCAGAGAGACCGGGGGUUUGAGGUGGUCUCCACUGCCCCCGAGGACAGGGCCCCUGGCGGGAACCCGGAGCCAGACGCUGCCCCGUUCCUCGACAAGUCAGGUGCCUGUGACCAGCCAGAUGCCGUGUCUAGUUUGCCCACGCCGAGUGACAUCUUCGUGUCUUACUCCACCUUCCCAGGGUUUGUCUCCUGGAGGGACCGCAACCGUGGCUCUUGGUAUGUGGAGACUCUGGAUGGCGUUUUCGAGCAGUGGGCUCACUCGGAAGACCUGCAGAGCCUCCUGCUCAGGGUCGCUCAUGCUGUUUCCGAGAAAGGGGUUUACAAACAGAUCCCUGGUUGCAUUAAUUUCCUCCGGAAAAAACUCUUCUUUCGAACUUAAUGGAACCACGGCCCCGAUCCUGCCUCGCCCUUUACCCCCAAGCCUGCCUUCCCCCUCGCCCGGCGUCGGCGGAGACCUGGGCUUCCCUUCAACCUCGGCUGUCACAGGCGGCUGUCACGGGCGGCUGUCACGGGCGGAAGGACUCUGGAGCCCCUGGAGGGUCUGCUCCUCCCCACCCGCAGCAGACACUCUCGGCAGCAUCCACACUGAGGACAAAGGACUGACGACGGAGGAAGAGGAGAAGAACACCGUGGACACAACAUGCGGCUUUCCACCCGUGGCUGGUUGCCUGGCCAGUGACCGUGUCUGUGGUCCCUGUGUUCGCUCCGGAGCAGGGCUUCUCCGCCUCAGCACCCCUGACACCUGGGGCCCCAUGAUCCUUUGCGGGGUGGGGUGGGGGCGUGUCCUGUGCGUGUAGGACCCGGAGCAGCGUCCCUGGCCUCUACCCACGGGAUGCCAUUAGCAUCUAUCUCCCCUGAGUGGUGACCACCGGCAAUGUCUCAGGCAUUGCCAAGUGCCCCCUGGGGGCCCCCACCUGAGAACCACUGGACUUGGGGGGUAGUUUUUAGCUACAAACCAACCAUCAUCUCUGCCAAAUCAGCAGGUUUAGGACUCCUGGGGCCUGAACAGCUGUAAUCUGUGAAUCUUAAAUAAUGUCUUAAAAAUUACUUAUUUUUCCUGUAUACAGUAUUCUUCAAAAAAUAAAUCUUAGGUGAAAAGGA